AUGGGCACAAUUCUCUCCGUAUUUUCAUUACUUCGCGCUUCGAUUGCGCAUCAAUUGGCGAAAACUGACAAGCGGCCCACCACCGCCGGAGCCGCUGUUUACAACCCAUUGUUUCUAAGCCUGGUCUAUGACAGACUUGUGCUGGGGCUGUACUGCACCUACGUAUGGCGCUGUCCAGCCAACAUCUUGCAAAAUUUAUACAACACUCUCGUUGGAGAAUUUCAGAGCUCCGCGACAGAUUCUGCUUCGUCGGGUGGUUCAGACACCCCGGCCGUUAGUAGGAGAAUCCUCGAUGUCGGGGUGGGCACAGGUUACUUCUUGGCCUCAACGCCAUUGCCCGAAAGCACCUCGAUCACCCUAUUCGACCUGAACCCUGCGUGUCUCGAGGCGGCAUCAUUGAGAUGUCAACAAUCACAUGCCGGGCUUCCAGGUCUCGAGGUCAGGACGGUGUGCGGUGAUUUCCUUUCCCCGGCCGAUGACCCCAAUUCAAUUCACCAGAAACUGCUCGGCUGCCAGCAACAACCAGACCGCUUCGACAUUAUCUUAACUUCCAUGCUACUUCAUUGUGUACCUGGUCCGCCUCAGCGCAAGGCCGCGGCACUAGCAUCUCUCGCGAGGUUUAUAGAGCCGCAGUCCGGAGUGCUAGCCGGGGCGACCAUCUUGGGUGACGGCGUGCGGCACAAUCUCCUGGGGCGUUUCAUCAUGUUCUGGCAUAACGCCCUUGGCAUGUUCGAUAAUCGAAGAGACGAUGUUCUAGCUUUCGUCGGCGCUUUACGCACUGAAUUCCACGACGUCAAAUGGGAGAUUGUUGGAACGAUUCUUAUCUUCCAGGCGCGCCUACCAAAGGGGGGUCAAACCAAUUAG
Molecule: messenger RNA, 864 nt
Organism: Diaporthe citri
Lineage: Eukaryota; Fungi; Ascomycota; Sordariomycetes; Diaporthales; Diaporthaceae
Exons: 1
Coding region: 1-864 (287 amino acids)
Source: RefSeq, a predicted model, not a curated record